UACACCUCCACCAAGUCUACUACCAAAUUCAUCUCACGUUGCAACCCUGGAAAUUCAUACCCUGAUCAAAACCCUAGAAAUUCAUUCCGUAAUCAAAAUCAAGAUGUCCAACAACAUACCAUUCGAAAUCCAAGCCGAAAUCUUCAAAAGGCUUCCGGUCAUAUCCUUGAUCCAAAUUCGAUCGGUCUGCAAAGCAUGGAAGUUUCUCAUCGACAGCGACGAUUUUAUCAAGAAUUACAGCGGCCAGAUGCAAUAUCUACUUGCAAGGUAUAAAGAUAAUGUAGAUUUCCAAGAAAAAUAUGUUUUAAUUGAUGAUAAUCAUACUUUCCCACAAAACAGAGUCUCCCUGAAUACUCACCAUUUGGUUAACAUGCUUAAAUAUUCUAGGAUAAUCGGUUGUUCUCACGGAUUGUUGUGUUUGUACGGUGGUUAUCAAGAGGGCCAUGAUGGUCCCCUCUCUGGAACGUGCAGAGCUGUUCUUUGGAAUCCUUCCAUUAGAAAAGCUGUUGCUGUUGCUGUGCCGAAUGUGGCGGAUAUGACGAUUUACGAAACCGGCUUUGGUUUUGGGGUUUGUCGUGAGACUAAUGACCCUAAGAUAGUCAAGAUUACACAUAUUAAUAUGAGGGGCCACAGGGAAAGUGUAACUUGCAUUCCUUGGCAAGUUGAAGUUUUUCCGUUAAGCACAGGGGCUUGGAGAAGUCCAUAUACGAGCAAUCUCCCUCGUAAUUCAAUUGAAUUUGAUUACGAUAACACGGUGGUUAUAUAUGGAAUGCUUUAUUGGCUUGCUACUGAUAGGAUUACUGCUGAUGGUGGAUUUCAGUCUUAUAAUAAUCUGAUUAUUUCAUUUGAUAUGACAAGUGAAGAAUUCCGAGAAGUAAACCUUCCGGACAGUUUAGCACACCAGUCGAUUGAUGGUCUGUCAAUUUUAUAAGCUGAGAGAGUCUCUUGUUGUGCUUGAACGCGAUGUAGAGGCCAAUAACCUAGUUUUUCGUGUAUGGACGAUGACGGAUGUUGUUCCAAAAUUGUUUACAAAGUUAUUCACUAUUGAUAUACCAUAUAAUGUAUCAGAAGUUUAUGUAACGGGAUUUAGGAAGACAGGCGAACCUAUAAUUGAUAGUUUACCACGCCAUCCUGAGUGGACUGGAUCACUUGCUGUUUAUGAACCAUGCUCAAACUCUAUCAAUAGCCUUGGGAUUGAUGGAAGAGAUUUUUCACAUUAUGUGUAUUCCUACAUCGAAUCACUACUUCUGCUUUGAUCAGUCUGUUUUUUUUACAUUUAUGAAAAAGGUAACGGCCAACUGAAGAGCUAAGGACAAAAGGAUUUUGAAGCAUACAAGCAAGCCACUGAAGACCCCUGUAUCAUUUUUAUUUAUUUUUGUCAAGUGAGUUACUACUACAGUUGCAAAAUAUUUAAAACUGAGACUACCAUUACCUGUUCUGCGAUUUCCAAAGAUCCAAGGAGCAGAGUUAUUUAAAAGAGAUCUCAAGCAAACAUGGUGGAUACAGAACACUGGAUGGUCUUGAAGUUCUAAAUCAAACAAGUCUCCAAAGGACCA
Molecule: messenger RNA, 1556 nt
Organism: Helianthus annuus (common sunflower)
Lineage: Eukaryota; Viridiplantae; Streptophyta; Magnoliopsida; Asterales; Asteraceae
Product: F-box/kelch-repeat protein At3g23880
Exons: 2
Coding region: 104-931 (275 amino acids)
Molecular function (GO): protein binding
Source: RefSeq, a predicted model, not a curated record